CAAAAUCAGAAUUUUGGGAGAUAUUCUAACUGGCAGAGAAAUCCAUCUCAAAGAAUAGAAGAUGAUCAUAUGCCUAAUAUUGGCAUGGGAAGAAUUUGGGGUAGGGUAUUAGAUCGUGCAUUUGAUAAUUCUGACAGACGUCAAUAUGGAAUGGGUGUAAUAGGAAGAUUGUUCAGACGAUCUUUUAAUAAAAAAGUUAUGAACAGACGAGAUGUAAAACAACAACUAGAUGAUUUAGAAGACCAUAGACCAUUUUUCACUUAUUGGGUAACAGUGGUUCAAAUUUUGGUGCUAUUUCUUUCAAUAUUUUCUUAUGGAUUGGGUUCUUUUGGAAUUGGCCUUAGUCAUCAGUCUGGAGCUGUUAUGGUAACUAGUUUGUCUGUACAAAUAAUUGAAUACAUAGAGCCAUCUAAUUUUUGGAUUGGUCCUAGAGCUGCUGAUUUAAUACACUUAGGUGCUAAAUUUGCACCUUGUAUGAGGAAAGACAAAAAUAUAACAGAUGAAAUAGAAAAAUGGCGUAAAAAAGAGAGAGAAACUGCGUGUUGUAUAAGAAAUGACGAUUCAGGUUGUAUUCAAGCAUCAAAAGAACAAUGCACAGUAAGAUAUUCCUUAUUAUUUAUAUUUUAUGUAAUUGAGUUAUAUGGCUCAAUUAUAUUAUGAGGAAAUUUAAAUUCA
This is a messenger RNA of Daktulosphaira vitifoliae (grape phylloxera), 675 nucleotides long. Its product is annotated as inactive rhomboid protein 1-like. Gene Ontology annotation, biological process: regulation of epidermal growth factor receptor signaling pathway; regulation of protein secretion. The coding region runs from base 70 to 660 and encodes 196 amino acids. NCBI's taxonomy places the organism in Eukaryota, Metazoa, Arthropoda, Insecta, Hemiptera, Phylloxeridae. The transcript is spliced from 4 exons. Gene Ontology annotation, cellular component: endoplasmic reticulum membrane. The record is from RefSeq and is a predicted model, not a curated record.